UUAUCGGUUAUCGAUAGCUCGCCAGAUGGUGCCGGUUGGUUUCGGCUAUUUUGUUUCGUAAUUUGUAGUUUCGUUGGGAGCUGAAUGAAAUAGGGCGGAAUGCAGCGAGCACGCCUACUAUCCAGUGUGUGCCUGCGCUGGCACCGUAUGCUGCAGCUCCCGGCAAGGACUGCCUCCUGGGGAAGCCAUGGAUUGCUCAACGCCGGACCGUCCAGCCGGCUCUGGAAACUGGACAUCUCACAGCGGGACCUGAGCUUCGGAAGUGCUACCUGGGCCGCAGCGGACAGGAGGAGCAGGGCUAGAAAUCCUAAAUCCUCUCCAAUGAGGCCAGUAGACGUUGAACACUUGUGGACGCAGCUGGACUCCUACUACAAACAAAACAGUCUGAUAAGCUUCGAGCACUGCCAGCGGAUGCUGGAGCACCUGCAGCACUCCCACCAGCCGGAGGGUGUCACCAUCGAACAGCUACACUUUCUCCUGGGAUCCUGCGUGCCCGAGCUCCUGCCCGCCCAGAGCAGCCAGGAGCGGCUGCAGCUUUUCCAGAGCUUGUGGGCGCAGUUGCUGAAACUGGGCCAGCCCACCUUGGCCCACUACCACACGCAGCUGGAGGUGCUGCGUCAGAACCGUCUGCCUCUGCCGGAUCACCGUUCACUGCUCGCCGAGAUCGCUGUCUACCACGGAGCGGCUGAUGCCUCGCUUUACAGCGCCCUCCUGGCCGUGGCCUGCUCGGCGGGCAACAUGCGCCAGGCCACCGAGCUCCUGGCCGAGAUGCGUGAACGUAACUUCGCCCUCACCGAACACAACUUCCACUCCCUACUCCUGGGCCAUGCCCGCAACGGAGAUCUGACCGGAACCGAGUCGGUACUGUCCAGCAUGCGAGCCGCCGGCAUUCCCGUGGGGACGAGCACCCAGGCUCUGCGCUUCGAGGCUCUCGUGGCCAACGGACAGCGGGAACAGGCCAAGGAUGUGGUGCAAUCGGAGACGGAUUUCACGGCUGCGCAGCUACUACAGAUGCUCAGGACUGUGCUGGCGGCCAAGAAGGUGGACAUGGAGCUGGUGCAGCAGCUAGUUAAGAAGCUGCCGCGCGACUACCUGACCGGGCUUGACCUGCCCUCGCCUUUGAGGAAUCUGUGCAUCCAACUAGCGCAUAAUGGCCGCGCCGAGGUCGUUCUUCAGCUGGUGGCCGCCCUGCCGGCUUCGAAGUUCGAGGCAACCAACCAAAAUGGGGAUGAGUACGCGGCACUGCUGCUUCAGGAGUUCUUCCGUGCCAGUGUGCCGCUGAGUGUGACGCUUCAGUUCGCCAAGGAACUAGUCCAGCGGGGUCAGAACCCUUUUGCCCUACACAUGGUGACCGAACUGGCUCUGCGCCGCCUGCCAUCAGCCUCUCUGAACUGCCUGGAGGAACUCUCGGCGGCUGGCCAGGAACUGAGACCGCACUACUUCUGGCCCCUGAUCCUGCACUUUCAUAGACGCGAGGGUGAGAGCGGGAUGCUCCGGUUGGUCGGCGAGAUGAAGCGCCUGAAGGUGGAGUGCGACGAGGAGACGCUGCGCAACUACCUCCUUCCCAACCUGAAGCACUCCCUGGCCCAGCCGCUGGAGGCUUUGAAGGCUCUGGACGCCGCGGGCGUGCGACCCUCCCAGACGCUGGUCCUGGUCAUUGAAUCCAUACUCCAGAACCACCACCAGCAGAUGAGCGACGUCCUGGAGCUGCUGAAGCGGUAUCCCACUCGCAUACAACUCUCCAGCCUAAUCCAGCCACUGUCCUCGCUGGCGGUGAAUGCCAGGGCCACCAAGCGCUUCGAACAGUUCGCUCAGGUGGUCCAGGCACUGCAACAGAGAUCUCUCCAGCCGGAGGAUGACUUUGUGGGAUCGCUGCUGCUGCAAAUGUGCGGAUCUCAGUCACGUCUGCGCCAGGAUGUGCCCUCGCUGGCUCGCUUCGUCCACGAGCUGCGCCGCCUUAAGCUGGAGAUCUCACCGGCGGCCGCCGAGUCGAUACUGUCCCUGGCCCGCCAAGCCACGCAGGAUCACGAGCUGCUCCAAGCCCUGGGCAAGGCGUUGCAGAGUAUGAACAAUGCCCAGCUGGUGCAGGCCGCCGAUGUGACCGCCAAUGGGGGCUUCAUCAAGCAUCCGCGCGACAUGAGUCUGGACGAGUUGGAGUGCCAUCUGGUGGAGCUGGAGGCCAAGCAGCUUAAUCCCCGCGGCGUGCUCCGCCGCCUGUUGCAGCUCUCGGUGCGCAGCGGCAGACUGGAGCGGGCGCAGCAGCUCCUGGCCAAGUGCCAGGCGCUCAAGGUGCAGCACAGUGCCGGCAUGCUGGCCUCCAUUCUCGAUUUGCACAUCAAGCUGAAGGAUCUGCCGCGUGCCCAGGAAAGCCUCAAGCGCCUGCAGAGCAUCUAUCCAGCAUUCCAGAUCGACGAGCACAAGCUGAUCGACUUUGCUGCCCUCCUCGUCCACUGCGACCAGCUGGAGAUCGCCAAGCAGAUGCUCCAACAGCGUUCCGAGCGGCACAAGAUCGUUGGCGGCGACUACGUGAUCAAGAACGUCUGGCAACUGCUGACCAAUGUGGCCCAGAUGUCGGCGAAAACCACCUCGAACCAAAGAGGAGAUGAAACGGACGCCAAACGCCCUAAUCUCACCUACGAAACGCUGGAAUACUUGCGGAAGUUGGGCUACUGUCACAUGCACAACGCCCUCCUCGGACCAGUGGUGCGCGAGUGGCUGCUACGCGGAGAUUUGGAGUCGGCAGUGGCAGAAUUCCAACGGCUGGCCACCAGCCACAGGCACACCCCGCUUCAGUUCGAACUCCUGUCGCUGCUGGUGCGCCUGGGGAACGGAGAUCAGGAGGAGCUGGCCCGCUAUCCGGGCACAACCGCGGAGAUGGCCCAGAAGUAUUUGGCCACGGUGACGGCCACAGUCAGCAAGAUCCAUGGAGCGGCGAACAUGAACAGCGCCCUGCUGCUGGCACUGGCGGAGUCGGGAACAGAGUCCCAGCUGCGACGGCUGAUCAUCAAUCCCGAGUUCCGGCUGAACCACGAGCUGCUGGUGAAGAACUGUGAGCACCUGGGACAGGAGGGAGCGGUGCGGACGCUGCUGCGCUUGGCCAGAGGAGUGCGCGGUGUCCAGAGGACGAUCGACGAGCAGCGGAUCUAUGACCUGCUGCUGGCCCAGUUCAGUCGGACCAACGACUUCGAGGCGGCGCUGGAUCUCUUCGAGCGCCUGGAGGCGGACGACGAACUGAAGGUCUCGCAAGAUUUUCUGCGCAACCUGGUGCAGUUGCUCCAGGUGAACAACGUGGAAAUACCUAGCGGCAUAGCUCUGCGCGCCCAAAUCAGAUAGCUGCUAUCGAAUUAGUACCUCUAGUUCUUAGUCCUUGUUCCUAAGGUGCUACUUGUUUGACAUUUAAGGCAUUUUCAAUAAAGUUAAAGCUGAUUUUCUCUAA
Drosophila ananassae is the source of this 3436-nucleotide messenger RNA. It is a transcript of the gene Lrpprc2, whose product is annotated as leucine-rich PPR motif-containing protein, mitochondrial. Lineage: Eukaryota; Metazoa; Arthropoda; Insecta; Diptera; Drosophilidae. Gene Ontology annotation, molecular function: protein binding. The coding region runs from base 100 to 3333 and encodes 1077 amino acids. The transcript is spliced from 2 exons. The record is from RefSeq and is a predicted model, not a curated record.